This is a messenger RNA of Ramularia collo-cygni, 1674 nucleotides long. RefSeq lists its product as uncharacterized. NCBI's taxonomy places the organism in Eukaryota, Fungi, Ascomycota, Dothideomycetes, Mycosphaerellales, Mycosphaerellaceae. Bases 1 to 1674 code for a protein of 557 amino acids. The transcript has 2 exons. The record is from RefSeq and is a predicted model, not a curated record.
AUGGCAUCAUCAACUAUAUUCGUGCUGGAUUCAGCGUUCAAGCGGACACAGGUCAAGGUCACACCAGGCACCCAUAUGCGCGAUGUGCUGGAGGAAGCAUGCAAAGCCCGAAAGUGGGAUCCCGAGUCUUAUGCGCUCAAAACACAAACAAACAAGACAGUGGAUCUCUCGCAACCAUUUCGCCUCUCUGGUCUGACCGGCGGCGCAAAGCUCACGUUGAUCCAAGCGAGCCGCUCGCCGAGUGUCGUAACCGUGGCACUGCAACUACCUGAUAGCGAAGGCGGAGGCAGACUGAGUGAUAAGUUCCCCAGUACAACAAGUCUAUGGCUGGUGCUUCGAAAGUAUGAGGAUGCUGUGGCGGGUCAGCCACCGCGGAAGCUGAACCUCACCCAGCGUGGCGUGCCACCUUCACAGUCUGCAGGCCCCGGAAUUCUAGAAUACGAGCAGCCGUGUUUACAUGUGAUGGGCAGAAAUCUGGAGUCCUUUGUUGACUUGCAGAAGACAUUAGCACAGCUAGGCUUGAACUCGGGGAAUGUGCUGAUCCGCUUGAGCUUCAGGAGUGUUGGUCAACCUCUAGAAGAAGCCAUGCAGGAGAUAGAACAGUAUUUCAAAGGAGUGGCCGCUCCUUCCACAGGGAGUAGUGGCUCUGCUGCGCCAGCUGCUCCUGACCUCGGUCGUGAUAGCCCUAUGCCCGACGCCGACGCUCCGCCUGCUUCCAUCGACGAAAGCGAGACUUUCACCGCAUCUUCUACAAAGACCGAUGGCAGCGCCAGUGUUAACACAACUCGCGACAACACCACUACCACUUCAAGUCAUGCAGACUCAGCCACUCAACCUGUCAUCUCAAAAGUUGCCACCCCGGCAUCUGUUCAAGACAGCACGAUACCUGAGAAGGCUACGAGCUCAUUGAAUACCGGCGAGACGAUCACUACUCUGUACAGCACACCCCAGGACGAUGUAGUCACUUCGAACUACGCCAAUACAACGUCCGGAAUCUCAGUCUUCCGGCCUCCCUCCAACAGCGCACCUGCGGCCUCCCUUUACGAAGAAGACCCGCGGACAUUCGAGCCUAGUAUUGAUCAUGCCAAAGCCCAUCAGGCAGCCCUCAUCCGCUCAACCCAAAACAAACGCCUGCCCUCGGACAAGGAGCUGGCCGAGCAAGCCGAAGCACAGCAGGCCGCCCAGGCAGAGAUAAAGACGGUCGUGGUCCGCGUGAAGUAUCCCGACGAGAGUAUGAUCGAAACGAGGAUCACCCCAGCCACCACCGCACAAGAUCUCUACGCACAAGUCAACGAUACACUCGCAUCCGUCGAUGCGAUCGGAAAUUUUCAUCUGAAGCACAGGGGUGACAAGGGGCACGAAGCGCUGCCAAACGUGCCCAACAAGCGGCUGGUCAAAGACUUUGGCUUCAAAGGGAGAGUGCUUGUGACCAUAGUCUGGAAUGAUGGUGCGACUGCGAAGCUCAAAGAGGGUCCUUCAUUGAAGACUGAGCUGAGAAAUGUGGCGCAAGACUUGAAGGUCGAGUUGGGCCAUCAGAGGAAGGAGGGCGAGGCCAGCCACAAGGCUGCUAUGGAUAAGAAGCMCACAGGCGCCGCUGAUACAAAGGCGAGUGGUAAGAACCCCGCCGCUCUCGAAGCAAAGCUUAAAAAGAUGAUGGGUUUUGGUAAGAAGUGA